Phytophthora nicotianae INRA-310 is the source of this 1338-nucleotide messenger RNA. RefSeq names its product peptide chain release factor 2. The transcript has a single exon. Gene Ontology annotation, molecular function: translation release factor activity, codon specific. Gene Ontology annotation, biological process: translational termination. Lineage: Eukaryota; Oomycota; Peronosporomycetes; Peronosporales; Peronosporaceae. The record is from RefSeq and is a predicted model, not a curated record. Gene Ontology annotation, cellular component: cytoplasm. The coding region runs from base 1 to 1338 and encodes 445 amino acids.
AUGAUCACCAUUGGGCGUGCUGCCGUAGCUGCGUUGCGCGCGGCCCAUCCAUCUCGCAUUAAUCUGCAAGUUGCACGUCGUACAUUGCAAGUAUCUUGCACCGCUACAUACGAAGUUUGCGACUCGUCGCGUCGCUCCUUCUCUCUCUACACCUCAUCAAAGCAGGCGGCCGCAUCUCCCGUCCGAUGCUAUUCCUCCGCUGACGCCUCUACAAGCGACGAAUCUUUUGCUUCCAUAGCGGACCACGCCCAACGAGAGAUUGCAGUGAUUCACGACGUGGUGGCUGCGGCUCAUAAUGCGCAAGAACUCGCCGAGUUACGCCAAGAAGCUGCCGAUCCGGACCUUUGGGACGAUGCUAGCAACGCUGCGUCUGUGGUACAGCGACUAGCUACACUGGAGUCGCGAGAGACUCGCACCCAUGAGCUACACCGCCAGUUCCUAGACACCAAGGAGCUGUACAUGCUUGCAAAAGACGAGGAAGAUGAGUCCAUGCUUCGGGAUUGUGUCAGUGCUAUGACUGCCGUGCGAGCGGAGGCACAGCAGCUUCGACUAGAACUCUUGCUGGCGCAUGAGAGUGACACCCGCUCAUGUUUUGUGGAGAUUCAAGCAGGAGCUGGCGGUACUGAUAGCUGCGACUGGACGGCUAUGCUGGCUAGAAUGUACGCGCGCUGGGGGGAAGCGCGUGGCUUCCAAGUGCAGUUCGUUGACGAAUCUGCUGGCGAAGAGGCUGGCUUCCGAUCCGUUGUAUUGAGGCUAGAUGGCGCUUAUGCAUACGGUUGGGCCAAGAGUGAGGCUGGCGUACAUCGGCUGGUCCGCAUCUCGCCGUUUGACAGUGCAGGGAGGAGACAUACGUCGUUUGCACAAGUGCGUGUGUACCCCAUGGCAGCUGAAGGUCGCUCCAGCGCAGAAAUCGAGGUCUCAAACAAGGAUCUACGCAUUGAUACGUUCCGGUCGUCAGGUCCUGGGGGCCAACACGUGAACUCCACUGACAGCGCCAUUCGAAUCACGCACUUACCCACUGGAAUUGUGGUUCAAAGCCAAUCGGACCGAUCUCAACAUCGAAACAAAGCUGAAGCGAUGGCAAUUCUACGAGCUAAGCUUUAUCAACGCAAACUUGAAGAAGAAGCGCGAGCAAGACAGCAAUUCGCUCAAGGACUUGGAGACAACGCGUGGGGCAACCAGAUCCGGUCGUACGUGCUGCACCCGUACCAGCUCGUAAAGGACCACCGCACCAACUACUCGGAAGGUAACACAGCUCAAGUACUCGACGGUGAUAUCGACCAGUUCAUCGAGAAGAUGCUUCUCCAGCAGACCGUACCGGAUGAAGAUAAAAUCUAA